This is a messenger RNA of Panthera uncia (snow leopard), 3638 nucleotides long. RefSeq names its product sarcoglycan delta (gene SGCD). The coding region runs from base 377 to 1246 and encodes 289 amino acids. The transcript is spliced from 8 exons. Gene Ontology annotation, cellular component: sarcolemma; sarcoglycan complex. Gene Ontology annotation, biological process: cardiac muscle tissue development; heart contraction. Lineage: Eukaryota; Metazoa; Chordata; Mammalia; Carnivora; Felidae. The record is from RefSeq and is a predicted model, not a curated record.
AACGUGAGCCCAGCAGACGCCACGGACGCUGUUGCAGGGGAGCGAGUCUGUGCUUGACACAUGUGUUUCCCAUUGAUAGCUGGAGACAGACCAGUAGCUCUGAGUUGGCCUGACAAAGCCUUAUUGAAGUACAGACAGAGUACGGUUUCAAAGCCGUCAGAGAAAGAACGGGAAUGCUGUUCAGGAAAUUCUUCAGGCAUGGGCAGGGACUUGGCUGCAAUUCUGCAGUUGGAAAAUCUGACUGGGGCAGCUUCUGAACACAGGCUGGGCCUGCUCACGCUCGGCGGGCUGAGCGGCCGCCUCCUUCAGAGCCUCUCGGCUCACUCUGGGCUUGUGGGCGAUUUUCAUCAGGCGCUUUGUGAAGCAGACAAGCGAGAUGCCUCAGGAGCAGUACACACACCACCGGAGCUCCAUGCCCAGCUCUGAGGGGCCACAAGUAUACAAGGUGGGCAUUUAUGGCUGGCGGAAAAGAUGCCUGUAUUUCUUUGUCCUACUCCUGAUGAUUUUAAUACUGGUGAACUUGGCCAUGACCAUCUGGAUUCUCAAAGUCAUGAACUUCACAAUUGAUGGAAUGGGGAACUUGAGAAUCACAGACAAAGGUCUAAAACUAGAAGGAGACUCCGAAUUCUUGCAACCUCUCUACGCCAAAGAAAUCCAGUCCCGACCAGGUAAUGCCCUGUACUUCAAAUCAGCCAGAAAUGUUACAGUGAACAUUCUCAAUGACCAGACUAAAGUGCUAACUCAGCUGAUAACAGGUCCAAAAGCCGUAGAAGCUUAUGGCAAAAAGUUUGAAGUAAAGACAGUUUCUGGAAAAUUGCUCUUUUCUGCAGAUAACGAUGAAGUGGUAGUAGGAGCUGAGAGAUUAAGAGUUUUAGGAGCGGAGGGCACAGUGUUCCCUAAAUCUAUAGAGACACCUAAUGUCAGGGCAGACCCCUUCAAGGAACUAAGGUUGGAGUCCCCGACCCGGUCUCUGGUGAUGGAGGCCCCAAAAGGAGUUGAAAUAAAUGCAGAAGCCGGCAACAUGGAAGCCACCUGCAGAACAGAGCUGAGGCUGGAGUCCAAAGAUGGAGAGAUUAAGUUAGAUGCUGCGAAAAUCAAACUACCUAGGCUGCCUCACGGAUCCUACACGCCUACAGGAACGAGGCAGAAGGUCUUCGAGAUCUGCGUCUGCGCCAAUGGGAGAUUAUUCCUGUCCCAGGCAGGAACUGGUUCCACUUGUCAGAUAAACACAAGUGUCUGCCUUUGAGAGACCAUCCAUAGUGGACCUUGUUGGCAGCAUAAAGGCCAUUUUUGGCUUUAGACACUGGCUGCCAGCUAUUUUUACUAGAACACAGAAAGCCUAUCAAAGACCUUGUGUGUGUGUGUGGGUGUGGGUGUGGACGUGGGUGUAUGCGUAUGCGUGUGGGUGGCUAUAAAUAUAUAUAAAUAUAUAUAAAUAAAUAUAUAUAUCCUCUGUAUAAAAUGAGGUUUCAGUACAAAAGGAACCAUGGGUGACCCUGUGAUAUCCACCAUCAUUUCCAUUUCAACCCUACCACCUACAUGAUAAAAUCAAAACACUAAUUCAGGCCCAAUAUUCCCCAGACCCUUCAAAACCACACAGUGUAUCAGACUCUUACCGAAUAGUCACCUACAUGUUUAAGCAGCCACGCAUCUUCCCCUUUAGUGUCAUUACAAGGCAGUGAUGGCGGGAAUCUCUAAGUCACACUCAAGCACUGAGACCCUUGUAUUGCAGUAGAUACUUCGUUUCCGUUUUUAGCUUUCAUAAGGCUCGCCAACUUCCCCUUCUUCAAGUUAGGGAUGGGGCAGUGCCAUAGAAGUUGGCUGUGGGAACUCAAAAUGGUGUUCUCCCUUCACAGCCAAAUGUACUGGGGCCUUUGUAGUUGGAUGAAUGUGGAGGAUGAAUUUUAGCAAAGUUUGAACUGCCCACCCAACUCCUGCUAUGUUCCUUCAAAAUUACAUAUUAUCCCACAGUCAAAAUAGGAGUUGUAAAUCAGCACAAAAUAGGAUAACAGCUGCUCCUCAGUCGGCUGGAAGCUACUCAGUGGCCUGACAGGAAAAGAAUAAAUGGGUGAUAUGUCUCUGUUUAAAAGAAAAAAAAAUGGCUCAAAGUCUGUUUCAUCCUCACUUGUGACUUUAUCCAGUGGACUCCAGCCUCAAAAUCCUUAAGAGAGGAACCCCCACCCCAAGAGAAACCAUUUGGGAAUGGAAACCUAAUUAAGAGGAGCCUAGAAAACCUAAUUAAUUUUUAUAUAUUUCCUGGGAUUGGUAGGUAAUUGGGAGACUUGCCUUUUUAUUUCUAAAGACACGCACAAACUCUAGCUUCAAUAUCCUUAUAUAUAUUUUUGUUGGGAUAUUUAUAUUCCUACAUCCACCAUUAUAUUUUCUCCAAGAAUACUGACCCAGCAAUCACUGAUCUAAAAUACCUGCCCCCAGAAAUGGUCACUGGAAAUUAAUAUAAACUGAGUCAAGUGUCUCUCUCAGACUCACCAUGUCCCCAACGGCCCAACAAAACCACUCCCCCAUACGUGGAGGCAUCUCCCUAGUUCCCGCCAUCAGCUACCUCUCAUCCCUCCACCUUCAUCGUCAUGCUCCAGGGUCACCCUGGCCAGCUCUUGUGCUGGGACAGGGGAUUACACCAUCUCUGUUCAAAGAGGGAGAAAUGUGCCUAUGCCUUAAGUCAAUGCACUCAGCAAGGAGAAGCACAUCCUAUUUAUCUUGUUGUUACCUGUAGUUUAUUUUGGGCGAUUGGAGGGGGAAUGGUUUAGUCAUGAGUGGGCAUCUUAAAAACUGGUAGACAAACCAGGUGGCUGACAGACAUGGACUCUCACGAGCCCGUAUGGAGUUGUAACUGGCUUAGACAGUCCUGGAUGCCAUUUGGCAAGCAGCGGCCCCACAAUCCUAAAUGAGGUCAUAUUGGUAGGCCUGGAUGGCAUUUGUGGUUUUUUUUUCUUCAACAAGGUUUUAAUUUUUCUUCACAAGCAGGGGAAGUUUUGGAAACAAAUGUGAGGUUUGAUAUUUUUGAGAUGACACUCAAGCAUCAGGCUGAGGUUUGUAUACAAAGGAUGUACAAAGCAAGCUGUGUGUUGCUUUAGGAGUGGGGCAGGGGGUGGGGAGGGGUGGUUUCCUAGCUUGACCAGCAGCCCUGCUGGCUUCCAGACCCCAUACCCCCUCCAGUCACUCCUUCUCGGUAUCCCAUGUAGAGGAAUUGAGUUGUUCACGGGCAAGACUACUUAGUUUGCAACACUAAGAGUCUAAAAAGGAAAACCCUAAAAACAUGUUAAGUUGCUCUCCAUCGGUAUUCUUUCCUGUAGGAUCAUACUGACAGAAUCUGCAUGUACUAUAUACAGGGUUUUGCCAAAUAGAAGAAGCCCCCCUUGGCCCCAAGGAGCAUCCCCUGCCCCGUCAUUCAGAUAAACAGUAGUAGCUGUGAGGCCCUCCAUGGCUAAUUACCUUAAGACUAAGUGUUUUUAAGCAGAGAGACCAUCUUUGUAUUUUACCAUCUCAAGUACACUAUCUAUGGAUGACAAGAAAACAGAAGGUUCCCUGAACCUCUUUCCUCUGAGUUUGUUCUAAUCGUUAUAUGAAAGUCUAAGAUGAGCCCCUUGGUAAUUUUAUGCCAAUAAAAAAAAAAAAAAGAG